Messenger RNA from Elephantulus edwardii (Cape elephant shrew), 2445 nucleotides. RefSeq names its product integrin, beta 5 (gene ITGB5). Gene Ontology annotation, cellular component: cell surface; focal adhesion; integrin complex. NCBI's taxonomy places the organism in Eukaryota, Metazoa, Chordata, Mammalia, Macroscelidea, Macroscelididae. Gene Ontology annotation, biological process: integrin-mediated signaling pathway; cell-matrix adhesion; cell migration. Gene Ontology annotation, molecular function: integrin binding. The record is from RefSeq and is a predicted model, not a curated record. The transcript has 15 exons. The coding region runs from base 43 to 2445 and encodes 800 amino acids.
AGUCCGGUCCCCGGCACCGCCACUGAGUCCGGGCGCCCCGCCAUGCCGCGGGCCCGGGCGCCCCUGUACGCCUGCCUGCUUGGGCUCUGCGCGCUCGUGCCCGGGCUCCCAGGUCUCAACAUAUGCACUAGUGGAAGUGCCACAUCAUGUGAAGAAUGUCUGCUCAUCCACCCAAAAUGUGCCUGGUGCUCCAAAGAGGACUUUAGCAGCCUGCGGUCAGUCACCUCCCGGUGUGACCUGAGGGAAAACCUCCUCAAAAAUGGAUGUGAGGACGAGAUCGAGAGCCCAGCCAGCAGCACUCAUGUCUUGAGGAACCAGCCUCUUAGCAGCAAGGGCUCUGGCUCCUCCGGCUCAGAUGUCAUUCAGAUGACGCCGCAGGAGGUUGCUGUGUACCUGCGGCCAGGUAACAAGACUGCCUUCCAGCUGCAGGUCCGCCAGGUGGAGGAUUACCCCGUGGACCUGUACUACCUGAUGGAUCUCUCCCUGUCCAUGAAGGAUGACUUGGACAACAUCUGGAACUUGGGCACCAAGCUGGCUGACGAGAUGAGGAAGCUCACCAGCAAUUUCCGAUUGGGAUUUGGCUCUUUCGUAGACAAGAGCAUCUCCCCUUUCUCCUAUACAGCUCCACGAUACCAGACCAAUCCAUGCAUUGGUUACAAGUUGUUUCCAAACUGUGUCCCAUCCUUUGGGUUCCGCCAUCUGCUGCCUCUCACAGACAGAGUCGACAGCUUCAACGAGGAAGUUAGGAAACAGAGAGUGUCCCGGAACCGAGAUGCUCCCGAAGGAGGCUUCGAUGCAAUUCUUCAGGCUGCUGUGUGCAAGGAGAAGAUCGGCUGGCGGAAGGAUGCGUUACACUUGCUGGUGUUCACGACGGAUGACGUGCCACACAUCGCCCUGGAUGGGAAACUGGGGGGCCUGGUGCAGCCGCACGAUGGCCAGUGCCACCUGAACGAGGCCAAUGAGUACAGUGCAUCCAACCAGAUGGACUAUCCAUCUCUUGCUUUGCUUGGAGAGAAGUUGGCAGAGAACAACAUCAACCUCAUCUUUGCAGUGACAAAAAGUCAUUAUUUGCUUUAUAAGAAUUUUACGGACCUGAUACCUGGAACAACAGUGGAGAUUUUGCAUGGAGACUCCAAAAAUAUCAUUCAACUGAUCAUCAAUGCAUACAGUAGUAUUAGGUCUAAAGUGGAGCUGUCAGUCUGGGAUCAACCUGAGGACCUCAACCUCUUUUUCACUGCCACCUGCCAAGAUGGUGUAUCCUACCCAGGUCAGAGGAAGUGUGAGGCCCUCAAAAUUGGAGACACAGCAACCUUUGAUGUGUCGGUGGAGGCCCGGAGCUGCCCCAGCAAACCCACAGAACACAGGUUCACCCUGCGGCCUGUGGGGUUUCGGGACAGCCUGGAGGUGGCCGUCACCUACAGCUGCCCGUGUGGCUGCAGUGCCAGGCUGGAGCUGGACAGUGCCCGCUGCAGCGGUAAUGGGACCUAUACCUGCGGGCUGUGUGAGUGCAACCCCACCUACCUGGGCACCAAGUGUGAGUGCCAGGAAGGCGAGAACCAGAGCGAGUACCAGAACCUGUGCCGGGAGGCUGAGGGGAAGCCGCUGUGCAGCGGGCGCGGGGAGUGCAGCUGCAACCAGUGCUCCUGCUUUGAGAACGAAUUCGGGAAGAUCUACGGGCCUUUCUGCGAGUGCGACAACUUCUCCUGUGCCAGAAACAAGGGAGUCCUCUGCUCAGGCCACGGGGAGUGCCACUGUGGAGAAUGCAAGUGCCACAUAGGUUACAUCGGGGACAACUGUAACUGCUCGACAGAUAUCAGCACGUGCCAGGCCAAGGAUGGCCAGAUCUGCAGCAACCGCGGGCGCUGCGUCUGCGGGCAGUGCCAGUGCACGGAGCCGGGAGCCUUUGGGGAGAUGUGUGAGAAGUGCCCAACCUGCCCUGAUGCCUGCAACACCAAGAGGGAUUGUGUAGAGUGUUUGCUGCUUCACUCAGGGAAACCGGCUGGUAACCAGACGUGCCACAGCUAUUGCAAGGAUGAGGUGGUUACGUGGGCGGACACCAUCGUGAACGAUGACCAGGAGGCUGUGCUUUGCUUCUACAAAACCGCCCGGGACUGCGUCAUGAUGUUCACCUACGUGGAGCUCCCGAGCGGAAAGACCAACCUGACAGUCCUCAAGGAGCCAGAGUGUGGGACCGCCCCCAGUGCCAUGACCAUCCUGCUGGCCGUGGUGGGCAGCAUCCUGCUGAUCGGAAUUGCACUCCUGGCGAUCUGGAAGCUGCUCGUCACCAUCCAUGACCGGAGAGAGUUUGCAAAGUUUCAGAGUGAGCGAUCCAGGGCCCGCUAUGAGAUGGCAUCAAACCCUCUGUACAGAAAGCCCAUCUCCACACACACUGUGGACUUCACCUUCAACAAGUUCAACAAAUCCUACAAUGGCACAGUGGAUUGA